Solea solea (common sole) is the source of this 1423-nucleotide messenger RNA. It is a transcript of the gene hmgcl, whose product is annotated as 3-hydroxy-3-methylglutaryl-CoA lyase. Gene Ontology annotation, molecular function: hydroxymethylglutaryl-CoA lyase activity. Gene Ontology annotation, biological process: ketone body biosynthetic process; L-leucine catabolic process. The transcript has 9 exons. NCBI's taxonomy places the organism in Eukaryota, Metazoa, Chordata, Actinopteri, Pleuronectiformes, Soleidae. Bases 41 to 1054 code for a protein of 337 amino acids. The record is from RefSeq and is a predicted model, not a curated record.
CCUGGAGAAGAAGUGUCACUGUGACGGAGGCUGAACCAACAUGGCGGCCAUCGUGCGGUUUGUCAACAGAAGCAGCUACAGUUCAGCGAUGGGCCAACAGUUCCUGACGUUCAGCUCCGCAGCGAAGGUCCAAGCAGCUGGAGUCACAGCUAAUUCAGUUCUUCCAAAGAAGGUGAAAAUAGUGGAGGUCGGUCCCAGAGAUGGUCUUCAGAAUGAGAAGACUCUCGUGACCACCGAGACAAAAAUCAAUCUGAUUGACUUGUUGUCAGAGUCGGGACUGCCAGUCAUCGAGGCCACCAGCUUCGUGUCUCCAAAAUGGGUCCCACAGAUGGCCGACCAGGUGGAGGUGAUGAAGGGGAUUUGUAGAAAACCCGGAGUCUCUUAUCCAGUCCUCACCCCCAACCUCAAGGGAUUCCAGACUGCUCUGAAGGCGGGAGCUUCAGAGGUAGCCAUAUUUGGUGCCGCAUCUGAGCUUUUCAGUAAGAAGAACAUCAACUGCUCUGUGGACGAGAGUUUGCAGCGCUUCGCCGAGGUUAUGAAAGCAGCUAAAGAGGCCGGUGUGCCAGUCAGAGGAUACGUGUCGUGUGUUCUUGGAUGUCCGUAUGAAGGCACGGUUUCACCUGAAAAAGUGGCACAUGUAGCAAAGCGUUUGUACUCUAUGGGCUGCUACGAGAUCUCACUGGGUGACACCAUCGGAGUGGGGACUCCAGGUAGCAUGACUCAGAUGUUGGCAGCAGUGACCAAAGAGGUGCCAGUCAGUGCUCUGGCGGUGCAUUGCCACGAUACCUAUGGCCAGGCCCUGGCUAAUAUUUUUGUAGCCUUACAGAUGGGAAUCAGUGUGGUAGAUUCAUCAGUAGCUGGACUGGGUGGCUGUCCCUAUGCCCAGGGUGCUUCUGGGAAUGUUGCAACUGAAGAUGUCGUCUACAUGUUGCAUGGACUUGGCAUUCAAACGGGAGUGGACCUCACCAAGCUAAUGACCGCCGGAGCGUUCAUCUGCCGGAGCCUGAACAGGAAGAGCAACUCCAAAGUGGCACAGGCCAUCUGUAAACUGUAACACAUGUGUGUGUGUCCCCCCCCCCUCUUUAACUUUGAUUUGUCAUCAUAUACCUGAAUGAGAAUAUUAUUCUUUUUAAUAUGUGGAUGGUACUGACCCCAUUUUCUUCUUCCUUAUGUCAAGUCACGGAAUCUCAAAGACUGAAAAUACACCUGUAAUAGAUGAAUUACCUGUUCACGUCUGAAAAGACAGAAGUGUUGUUUUUGAUUUUUGAUUUUUCAUCAUUACUCUGUUCCAACGGUCCCGGGGCAUUGUGCUGGUUGAUGAAAUGUGAAUGAAUUGUGUUAAAAGUAUUUAUUUUUAAUAUACCUGUACAUAUGCGACUACGUUGUGAAAUUUAAAAAUAAACAUUUCAUAAAAGAAAGUGUA